GGAAGUGCGAAAGGUUAUUGUCCUCGGAAAGUUGCUCACUCAGUCAGCGCAAUGAGCUGCGGCAAUUGUUUGCGGCUCGCUGUUGUUCUCAGCCUCACCCUGUGUUCUUUGGUCUGGGCAGAUAAUGACAUGAAUUUUACUAUUACUAUUAGUCCUGGAGAAGAAUUGCCAAAUAAAACAAUCUUCAUAAUCAAACAUAAAAAUGUUUCAUUCAGUUGCUCAAGCACAGUUCAACUAGAGCAGAACAUAUCCUGGAUUUUUGUUCAUCCGGAUUCAAAUCAGGAAGUUUUUACAAAUGUAGAGGGAGCGCAUACUGAAUUUACACUUUUCGAUAUAAGUUAUGACAACCAGGGGAAUUACACCUGCUCAAAAAACGUCAGUGAAACCAAAGAAGUCCUUGUCUACUAUCCACCAAAGGGGCUUCCAGUGUGUCAUGCAGCAUUUUCUGAUGAUUAUGUGCAGCUGUUUUGUUCUUGGACUGAAGGAUAUCCUUAUCCGACUUUUGCUUGGUCAAGCGAAAAUCAGAAAUUCGGACCAAAUGGGCUAGUUGGGUCAAAUGACACCGCACUACUAGAAAUUAAAGGGUCAAAGAUCCAUGAUGGUCAAUUGUUUAAAUGUGUGGCUUAUCACAUUGCAUAUGAGCAAAGGAUGGAAAAGUCAUGCUCGUUGACAUUGAAGGCUCCACUUCCAGAAUCACAACCUCUUGUAACUGGAUAUGUAGGGAAAAAUACAACAUUGACCUGUCACAGUAAGGAAGGAAAUCCACCUCCCAAAUUAACUUGGUGGAGAAAUGAUGAGGAGGAAAUUUUCUCAAGCAGCAAAUACAUAAUCUCAGAAGAAGGCGUUGUUUCAAGCUUAACAAUAUUGAUGUCCUCAAAAGAGCAGGAUGAAGGAAGAUACAUUUGCAAGAGUGAGAAUCCUCUGGGGAUUAAAGAGGUCGAAAUAUGGGUCUCAUUUAACACUAAAGUCAUUUCUGGAUUAGUUGGGGGAAUCACUAUCUUUUUACUCCUAAGUGCUGCAGCAGUUUUUGGAGUCCUUCUAUACAGAAACUGGAACAAGUUUAUCACCAGAAGACACUUUUGGCAAACUGGUUCUACUGUUUUUACCCUGGUUGACUCUGAGGAAGAGAAUGAUUUUGCGGAGGAGGGAUCAUCAAGAGUAACCUCAGUUGUUAAUCAUCAAACUGCCCAGACAAUGAAUGGCCAUGCUUCUGUGGAAGUUGCUUCUCGUGACUCUCAAACACCGACUAAAGAUCAGCUCCCGAAUAAAGAAAGAAAUGUAUCAGAUGUUUAAAGAGAACAAAUGCUGUCUUCAGGGACUUCACAAUGCAGUCCUCCAAAAAGUCACCAUCAAAAGCCAAAGUUUCUCAACUCAGUAGUUGUAAUUUGACCAGGAAUUUCUCUAUCUUUCAAGACUGAGUGAAGAAAGACAAUGUGUCCCUUUCAUUGUCUGCUAAAUUGCUAAAUGAUAUAAAUCCUUUUUACUACAUUGAACAUUGUGAACAGAAACUUAAAAGCUGAAGUUCUUCUUAAGAAUUAAGUUUCCUUAUCAAACAUAAUUUUUGACAUUAAUGCAAAAUAUUUUUUGUUACAAAUGGAUAAUGACUCCAUCUGCAUGUAAAGUACAGUCUUGUCACUCGAAGCAUGAAAAGCAAAAUAAUCUCAAUGGCUUUAAUAAAGCUGUGCCUGAUAGAUAACAUUUUAAAAUCCAAAUCAUUCCAUUAGCUGACAGAAUCAUAGGGCAACAUGGUGGCUAAGUGGGUAGCUGUGGUGCCUCCCAUGCCACGGAUCCAUGUUUGAUUCCACUCCCUGGUGACUGCAGAGUUUAUACAUUCUCCCUUUGUUUGUGUGGGUUUCCUCCAGGAGCACCUGUUCCCUCCCACCGUCCAAAAAUUUGCAGGUUAGGUGAACUGGCCAUGCUAAAUUGUCCAUAGUGUCUAGGGAUGUGCAAGCUAGCUGGAUUAGCUUGACUUCAUGUCAAUCUCUUAUUUCCCCCACAGUCUUUGCAUGUAGUAAAUAAUCAUUGAAUAGCUGAAUUGAACCUGCAUCCACCACUCUUUUAGCAGUGUCUCCUGAACACGUCCCACAUGCUGUGAGAAUUUUUUUCUUUCCUCACUUUAGACUUCAUUUGCAAAAUUUUCAGAAUUGCGCCCUUGGAUCUGAUCUUCAUCCAAACAGGGGCAGUUUUUUUUUCCUCCCAAUCUACUCUGUUCAGACUUCUUGUGGCUUUGAAAAUUUCCAUCAAAUCUCCCCUCCACCUUCUCUUCAAAGAAACCAGUUCCAACCCAUCAAUGUAUCUCCAUCUCUGGAACCAUUCUGGUAAAUGCCUUCUGCACUCUCUCCAAUACAUUGACAGCGGCAAGUUUAACUCUAACUAUUAUGGGGGCCCACUUGUAGCACAGUGGCAGUUUCCCUAUCCCUGAACUGAGAAGCCCAGGCUCAAGUUCCACCAACUCCAAAAGUUUUAAUAACAUCUCUGAACAGAUUGAUUUGAUAAAAUUGGGUUAAAUCUGUUGAUUAUGCCAUUGCACUAUUUUGCUAAAGAUUGGCAAAGAUGGGAGGAUGAUGUUGAUGAGAAAGAUCUAAGAAGGAGAUAAUGCUGUCCAAAAGCUAUUAUAGCUUAUAAACUUUUACUGUCAAUAUUUACUUGUCAUGCUUGUGAUUUAAGUGAUCGUCUUACCAAAGCAGUCUGGUAACAACUUAGCUUUUGAAGCAAAGUCAAGUGAUGUCA
Messenger RNA from Stegostoma tigrinum, 2730 nucleotides. RefSeq names its product V-set and immunoglobulin domain containing 10 (gene vsig10). Gene Ontology annotation, cellular component: cell-cell junction. Lineage: Eukaryota; Metazoa; Chordata; Chondrichthyes; Orectolobiformes; Stegostomatidae. The record is from RefSeq and is a predicted model, not a curated record. The transcript is spliced from 9 exons. Gene Ontology annotation, molecular function: cell adhesion molecule binding. Bases 52 to 1293 code for a protein of 413 amino acids. Gene Ontology annotation, biological process: cell-cell adhesion.